UACAAUAAUCUGGUAAUUUCCGGUAGAAUCCGCGGCAAAUUUUUUAACACUAAAUUUAUUGUUAUUGAUCUGUCGGUAUCAUUUAAAACCAAAAGUCAUGUCAGAAACACAAGAAAUGGAGAUAGAAGAGUCGGUUCCCCAGAAACCUACUCCAAAAACUACAUAUGAAAUGCCUUGGGUUGAAAAAUACAGACCAGUCAAAUUACACAGCAUUGUUGGUAAUGAUGAAACCAUUAGCAGACUAGAAGUAUUUGCUAGAGAGGGAAAUGUCCCAAACAUAAUAAUAGCGGGUCCUCCUGGAACUGGAAAAACAACAAGUAUUCUUUGUUUAGCCAGAGCUCUUUUGGGAACCUCAUUCAGAGAUGCAGUACUUGAACUAAAUGCAUCUAAUGAAAGAGGAAUUGAUGUGGUGAGAAACAAAAUAAAAAUGUUUGCCCAACAGAAAGUAACAUUGCCUAAAGGUCGACACAAAAUAGUUAUUCUGGAUGAGGCAGACAGUAUGACAGAUGGUGCCCAGCAAGCUUUAAGAAGAACGAUGGAAAUUUACUCAAAAACAACCAGAUUUGCCUUAGCUUGCAAUGCUUCAGAUAAAAUAAUAGAACCUAUUCAGUCCAGAUGUGCAGUUCUCAGAUAUUCCAAACUGACAGACCAACAGGUACUAAAGAGAUUAUUAGAAGUGUGUGAAGAAGAAAAGGUCAGCUAUACUGAUGAUGGAUUGGAAGCUAUUGUGUUUACAGCACAGGGUGAUAUGAGACAGGCAUUAAACAAUUUGCAAUCAACAUUUCAAGGGUUUGGUCAUGUAAAUAGUGAAAAUGUUUUCAAGGUUUGUGAUGAACCCCAUCCUGUUCUUAUCAAAGACAUGUUACAACAUUGUGUCAAUGGUAAUAUAGAUGAAGCGUACAAAACAAUGGCACAUUUAUGGAGACUUGGCUAUUCUCCUGAAGAUAUCAUCACCAUUGUAUUCAGAGUCUGCAAGAAUCACAGUAUGCCAGAAUUUCUCAAAUUAGAAUUUAUAAAGGAAAUAGGUUAUACACAUAUGAGGAUUGCUGAAGGAGUAAAUUCAUUAUUACAAAUGGCUGCCAUGCUAGCUAGACUGUGUAAAAAAUCAGGAACGCCAUCACCUUUAAGUUGAAAGUGUUAGACUAAUCAUGGUAAUUGUCGUCACAUCUUGAAACUCAAAAAUACCAUCAGAUCUCAUUAUCAUUGUUAUCCUGUUGCUCUGUAUAACCUGAACAUUGAAUAAGACAAGAUGCAGAAUUGUCAGAACAAUCAAAGUACUGUUAGGCUUAUCUUUGUGAAUUUUUUUCGUGUUAUAGAAGGAUUCGCAUAAAGUGAUUUGUGAUAAAUAAAAUAUGUAAUACACAG
Molecule: messenger RNA, 1365 nt
Organism: Mytilus californianus (California mussel)
Lineage: Eukaryota; Metazoa; Mollusca; Bivalvia; Mytilida; Mytilidae
Product: replication factor C subunit 2-like
Exons: 9
Coding region: 98-1132 (344 amino acids)
Biological process (GO): DNA repair; DNA-templated DNA replication
Cellular component (GO): nucleus; DNA replication factor C complex
Molecular function (GO): ATP hydrolysis activity; DNA clamp loader activity; ATP binding
Source: RefSeq, a predicted model, not a curated record